This is a messenger RNA of Salpingoeca rosetta, 989 nucleotides long. RefSeq lists its product as uncharacterized. Bases 54 to 650 code for a protein of 198 amino acids. NCBI's taxonomy places the organism in Eukaryota, Choanoflagellata, Craspedida, Salpingoecidae. Gene Ontology annotation, cellular component: endoplasmic reticulum. Gene Ontology annotation, molecular function: protein disulfide isomerase activity. The transcript has 5 exons. The record is from RefSeq and is a predicted model, not a curated record. Gene Ontology annotation, biological process: protein folding.
CACAACUGCCAACUGCCACGACGACAACCAAAAGCAACCAAGAAGAAGGCAAGAUGGCAACAAGGUCGUUGAUGGUGACAGCGGCGGUGACUCUGCUGCUGGUGGUUGCUGUUGCACUGACAAGCCCCGCCAGCGUGCGGGCUGCCAGCGACAGCAGCGAUGACAGCACCUCCAACGUCGUCGUUCUCACAGACGAGACCUUCGAACACGACACUCAGAUUUCCUCCGGUGCUACCACUGGUGACUGGUUCAUCAAGUUCUACGCUCCAUGGUGUGGGUUCUGCAAAGCCAUCGCCCCCGUGUGGGAUGAACUCGCGGACAAGGUCAAGGAGAGCAACGUGAACAUCGCCAAGGUCGACUGCACCAAGAACCGCCUGACAUGCGAACGGUUUGGCGUCCGCGGCUACCCAUCCCUCUUCUUCUUCCACAACGGCCAAAUCUACAAAUACAACGAGGCGGCGGUGCGUGUGCAGCAGGCAAAGCAGGAGCAAGCCAUGCAGCAGAAGCACAAGCAGGACAAGAAGAAGGGCGAGAGUGGCGGCAACAAGGACGACGAUGAGCAGGAGGACGAGGACGCUGGCGACAAGGCGGCCGUAUCUGGUGGUGACGCUCGCAAGGGUGGUGCCCGCCGCCGCAGGGCAGAGCAGUAAACAGCACAGCGCAGCGCAACACACCCCGUCUGCUCCCUUACUUUUCUUGCAUCUGUGCUUGUUGUUCUUGCUGAUCGUCUUCUUCUUCCUCCUCUCCCGUGUCUGUGUGCCUUUCCUCGUGCACUCAUCCAUGUGCACGUGGCUCCUUUCAUGUGUGCUUGCCAUCAGCCGCGCCAUGCAGCAACUUCCUCCCCCCUCUCCUUUCUGUGACCAUGAACUUGUCGUAACACGUUCCUCGCUCGCACCCAUUCGUGUCUUUCUCGUGCACGAUGCGUGAACGACAAGAACUGCUCAGUCGACCACAUACACAUUGUGCAAGAUAUCACAAAGUGGCUCAGA